This is a messenger RNA of Phymastichus coffea, 1819 nucleotides long. Its product is annotated as phosphatidylserine lipase ABHD16A. The record is from RefSeq and is a predicted model, not a curated record. NCBI's taxonomy places the organism in Eukaryota, Metazoa, Arthropoda, Insecta, Hymenoptera, Eulophidae. Gene Ontology annotation, molecular function: monoacylglycerol lipase activity; glycerophospholipase activity. Gene Ontology annotation, biological process: monoacylglycerol catabolic process; phosphatidylserine catabolic process. Gene Ontology annotation, cellular component: endomembrane system. The coding region runs from base 133 to 1785 and encodes 550 amino acids. The transcript is spliced from 10 exons.
CACGCUUACUGUACGUAAACGCACGCGUGUCUGCUGCUCUGACUACUGCAGCAGGGCCAAACGUAAAUUUUGUUUCUUGCGCCCCGCGAGAAAAGACAUCACCGACUUUUACUUGCAUUUAUCCCCGGCGACAUGUCGCUUAUCCGCACUCUGUGGCAGUGCACUUUUAGUCCGCGACUUUACAAAUUCUACGAAGUUUCAUGGGUAGGGCGUCUCAUCGACGUGGGUAUAGCCCCUUCAAACCUAAUAUGGCCCGUAGUUCUUUCUUCUAGAACUUGGGCUGUUAUUUUACUUUUUGUGACAGCAUGGUCUCUGACUAUUUAUGCCAUUCCACUGAUUGUAAUAGCAAUAUUUCGAAGAGGUACACCUUUAGCAGAUGCCUAUACAAUAUCACAGUUUCUGACAGGAGCUGGCAUUGUGCUGGCAACAUCUUUGAUGGCUCGAGGAUAUUCUCGGGCAAAGAAUCCAACUUAUUUGAAAUUUAUGAAAGUAUUAGAUGAUGCUCGAUCUCACCAUACAUCAGAAACCAAACAAGAACUUGGUAAAUAUGACUUUGAAUUUUGGGCAUGGCCAGUCGAUUUUAAUAUUACAACGCUUGAAAAAGUUGGGCUCAAACCGAAAUUAACAUUGCAAACUGUGGAUUCAACUAAUAGAACGAACAGUACAAGAAGCAGAGAUUCAAUCCUGGCUGUACCUUGCAAAAUUUUGUCUUAUGGAGUAGCACAUACAGUGGCAUUAAGGCUGAUAUAUCCCGGAAGUGUUUCCUUAGUUAGUUGGGCAAUGCGUGGAAUACUUAUGCAAGGUAGGGUUGACCUUGUAAAAAUUGGAGCAGAAAGAUUCAAAUUAUCAACCUCUGAUAAAAAUGAAAUAGAUACAAUAUUCUUGGAUCGAAGACACAAAACUUCAAAUGGAGCCACUUUAGUCAUAACUUGUGAAGGUAAUUUUGGAUUCUAUGAAGUUGGAAUUAUUACUACACCACUCAACAAAGGAUACUCUGUACUAGGAUGGAAUCAUCCAGGUUUUGGAGGAAGUACGGGAGCUCCAUAUCCUGAUCAAGAGGAAAAUGCUAUUGACUGUGUUAUGAAAUUCGCCAUUCAUAGACUAGGGUUUGCUGAAAAUCGUAUUAUUUUGAAUGGUUGGAGUAUUGGUGGAUAUACAGCUUCAUGGGCUGCAAUGAAUUACCCCUCAAUUCAUAGUUUACUUCUGGAUGCAACAUUUGAUGAUAUCUUGCCACUAGCAUUAGCUCGAAUGCCUAUAUCAAUAGAACCUUUAGUAAGAAGUGUUAUUAGGAAUCAUUUUAAUUUAAAUGUUGCUGCUCAGCUAAAUAAGUAUGAUGGUCGUGUUUUAAUUGUCAGAAGAAUAGAUGAUGAAAUGAUUUGUGUACCUGAUAAUAGUUUGGCUGGUAAUAGAGGCAAUAAAUUGUUGGAAAAAUUAUUGGUAAAACGAUAUCCAAAUCUAUUCGCUAAUUCAACAGACUCGUUCACUAUUUUAUCAAAUUUCCUUGCUGUUCCAACAUUUGGUGCAAGACGACUGAUUAUGGAUGAAAUCGAGUUUGAUCAAGGUCAUUGCAUAGAUUUAAUAGCAGCUGAUAUUGUAGAUAAUAACAACACUGUAAGAUACCCAUCAACUUUAGGGCAAGACUGUGAUUCAAAGACUAAGCAGCAACUUGUAUUAUACUUGGCCUCAGUGUACAUGGAAGAUCAAAAUACACAGCACUGUGCACCUCUUGCUUCUGAACUUUUUCACUCGGGAUGGGAUCCAAUGUCUACACUUAAAAAUAAAUAAUGCAACAUGAACAUCAAUUAAAAACACAUUGUGC